Messenger RNA from Paraphaeosphaeria sporulosa, 351 nucleotides. RefSeq lists its product as uncharacterized. The record is from RefSeq and is a predicted model, not a curated record. Lineage: Eukaryota; Fungi; Ascomycota; Dothideomycetes; Pleosporales; Didymosphaeriaceae. The transcript has a single exon. The coding region runs from base 99 to 320 and encodes 73 amino acids.
CCCAAAAGCCUCUCAUUUCCUUUCUAGCUUUUCUAUGUCAUAUUCUCCUUGACUCAUUGUCCUCGUAGGGUUCCACCGGCGUAGAUGCACAGGCGCUCAUGCGCAAAGAUAUCCAUAACACCACACGGUGUCAAAUGUGUAAUAUUUCCUUGCUACAUCACAUCAGCCAAAUAUUUUUUAAGGUUCGCUUUAUAUCCCUUGGGAGGUUCUGGGUUGGAAGUGGUGGUUCAGGAUUCAUUGUGAUUUACAGGAGGAUUUUUGCGUCACCUUUACCACAUCAGCCACUGUCUUCGGACUCCAUUGCUGGUAAUACGGAAUAAUAUCUAUUCGUAUGCAUUCGCGUCUUGAGUU